AUGGAUGGUAAAAAAGACGAGGCUUUGAAAUGCUUGAAGAUCGCCCAAAACGCAAUCGAAUCAGGUGAUCGAACCCGAGCUUUGAAAUUCGUCAACAAAGCUCGUGGGCUCGAUCCAUCUCUAUCGGUUGAUGAACUUUUAUCUAAAGUCGAAGCUCAAUCACAGUCCAAUGCACCCACCAAUGAAAUUCCAUCGAAAAUCUCUGAUGAUGGGCCUCGCCGUAGGGUUUCAACAACUGGGUCUUCGGCAUCGGCUUCAUCGACCGCUUCGGUGUCUUAUACCGAAGAGCAGAUCUCAAUUGUGAGAGAGAUUGAGAGGAAAAAGAUUAUUACGAGAUAUUAG
This is a messenger RNA of Ilex paraguariensis (yerba mate), 342 nucleotides long. The record is from the annotation of a GenBank genome assembly. NCBI's taxonomy places the organism in Eukaryota, Viridiplantae, Streptophyta, Magnoliopsida, Aquifoliales, Aquifoliaceae.